GCAAGCAUUCACGGCUUCGUGUCGCAGCAUCUGCAUGAAACGACCAGAGCUAGGACCCAAUAUUAAUUGUUUCCACGUCAAAGAUACGUAUUUUCAUGGAAAUUAAAAAUCCAGUUUCCUAUUUUAAAAAUCAUUUUGUAGUUCUCUUGCUCUCUGGAUCUUCUGAAUAUUUAGGGAAAUUAAAUUUCAAAAGCUUUAUGGAUAUAAUUCAAUUACCAACAACAAAAAUAUCGUUUGACGGACAACAACAACAACAGUUAAUUUGCAAUUGUUGUAUGGAUUCGGUGAAGAAGAAGAUGAUGAAAAUUACUACUAAAAGCAACAUUAAUAAUAAUAAUAAUGAUUAUGAUUCGAUUAGGAUGAAGUUGGAUAGCACAAGCAAGAAAGAAGAAGAUGAUGAGCACUGCAAGUGUUUAGUGAAGAUGAUGAUGAGAGAAGCAAGACCAUACUUGGAUGCACACAGGAGUUCUACUUUCGUAAUUUUGAUUUCUGCCUCUAUUGCUCACUCCCAACUUCUACUCCAACCCAUCCUCCAGGCUUAUAACCAGUACAGCCAUCAUAUGGAGAUGGUCUGUGCCAGGCUUUGUGCUGGGCUUUACCCUAAUGUCGUUCAAUGUAAAAGAAGAGGAAAGCGGAUGGUAUUUUACACCAAAGAAGUUGGGCAAGUGGACAUUCAUCCUGCUUCUGUAAAUGCUGGGGUUCAUCUGUUCCGUCUGCCAUAUCUGGUUUAUAGUGAGAAGGUGAAGACAACUAGCAUAUUCGUUCGUGAUUCGACCAAUAUAUCCGAUUAUGCUCUUCUUCUGUUUGGUGGUAGUCUUAUUCCUAGUAAAUCUGGAGAAGGCAUUGAGAUGCUUGGAGGUUACCUUCAUUUCUCUGCGUCAAAAAGUGUGUUGGAAUUAAUAAAGAACUUGCGAACGGAGCUCGAUAAACUUUUAAGCAGGAAGAUUAAAGAACCAAGCCUAGAUAUUACUGCCGAGGGCAAGGGUGUGGUUGCUGCUGUAGUCGAGUUCAAUGGAGAGAACCCUAGAGGAAGGAGUGUUGACGGCAUACUGAUGGCAGUUGCCAUUAAUGGUAUUCUGUGCUAACGGACGUAAACUCAAUGGUAUAUGAUGAAUUAAAACAUUUCAUGUGGUAUAUGGUGAAUUUCGAAGAAACUCAGUGGUAUAUCAUGAAAUAUCCGUAUUAAAUAUUAUAUCACUGCAAGAUAUGUUCAUCUAAAUAAUUCAUACCAAAUUUAACAUCAAGCUAUUCCUUAAUAUAUAAGAUUUUUGGAUUCCUAUUAUUUCUUUAAAAGUUAAAGCAUUUAUGAAGGCUAAUUUGAACGAGUUGUGGUUG
This is a messenger RNA of Amaranthus tricolor (Joseph's coat), 1335 nucleotides long. Its product is annotated as DExH-box ATP-dependent RNA helicase DExH3-like. NCBI's taxonomy places the organism in Eukaryota, Viridiplantae, Streptophyta, Magnoliopsida, Caryophyllales, Amaranthaceae. Bases 96 to 1085 code for a protein of 329 amino acids. The transcript is spliced from 3 exons. The record is from RefSeq and is a predicted model, not a curated record.